AUGUACGCCUUUUCAAAUGAACAAGGUCGACCCUUUGACCCUCGCUUACUUCUGAACAACGCUGUCUCAAAUGUGAUCUGUGCGCUUGUGUUUAGUAAUCGAUUUGACUACAGUGACCAUCACUUCCAGACUCUGUUAAAACACAUCAACGAGGCCUUAUAUCUGGAAGGAACAGUCUGGGCUCAGCUUUACAACUUUUUCCCAUGGCUCAUGCGACGACUGCCUGGACCACACCAAAAAAUAUUUGUUCUGUUGAACAAAGUGAUUGACUUUGUUAGAGAGAAGGUGAAUGAACACAGAGUGGAUUAUGAUCCAUCAAAUCCUCGAGACUACAUUGACUGCAUUCUAGCUGAGAUGGAAAAGCUUAAAGACGACACAGCUGCAGGGUUUGAUGUGGAGAACUUGUGCAUCUGUACUCUGGAUCUGUUUGUAGCAGGAACUGAGACCACCUCCACCACUCUGUAUUGA
This is a messenger RNA of Danio aesculapii, 468 nucleotides long. Its product is annotated as cytochrome P450 2J6-like. The record is from RefSeq and is a predicted model, not a curated record. The coding region runs from base 1 to 468 and encodes 155 amino acids. Gene Ontology annotation, molecular function: heme binding; iron ion binding; oxidoreductase activity, acting on paired donors, with incorporation or reduction of molecular oxygen, reduced flavin or flavoprotein as one donor, and incorporation of one atom of oxygen. The transcript is spliced from 5 exons. Gene Ontology annotation, biological process: xenobiotic metabolic process. NCBI's taxonomy places the organism in Eukaryota, Metazoa, Chordata, Actinopteri, Cypriniformes, Danionidae. Gene Ontology annotation, cellular component: cytoplasm; intracellular membrane-bounded organelle.